This is a messenger RNA of Lactuca virosa, 757 nucleotides long. NCBI's taxonomy places the organism in Eukaryota, Viridiplantae, Streptophyta, Magnoliopsida, Asterales, Asteraceae. The record is from the annotation of a GenBank genome assembly.
GGCAAGACAACCCUUUAAAACCCCUCCGCAAACACAAACAAGAACGUCAAAGAAACAACCCCAUCUCAUGGAGCAAACUUUAUUCUACACAAAAACAAGUCCAAUGUAUAGAUGUUGCUCUAAUCUUCCUGAUCAAGAAAUCUUGAUCAAAGAGUCGUCGAACAAGCAAAAAGGCUCAAGCUUUUCUUCACAAAAGAGAAACCCUAGUCCUAAUUUGAUUAAUAAAGCGUCCAUGCCAACUUUUGGAUUUGGAAACGAUGAAGAUGAUGAUAUUGAAGAUGAAGAGAGUGAGUUCAAGAUGGGGAGGUUGAUUAGGCAAGCGUCUCUAAACUCCUCUGAUAUGGAUGCUCAUCAACAAAAAACUAAGGUUAUGAAAGGAAGCUCGAGUUUACCACGGUAUUUGUCACUAAAUCCGGAAAGAAAUCAAGAAAAGAUUAGUAGCAUGAGGAAAUUCGAAAGCAUGAAAGAGAGGAAUAGAAGCAAGAACUCCAUGAAAAUAGUGAAGAAUAAUGGUGGAGCACCAACAAUACCAGGAAGAUGGGUUGACAAGGGGUCAUCAGAAGAUAUGAAGGCACAAAUCAAAUUCUGGGCCAGAGCAGUGGCUUUCAAUGUGCAUCAAGAAUGUUAAACCGAUAAGAGCAAAUAUUAUACCAAACAUGUUGAUAAUUAUACGUUUGAUCGGGUUCACUCAUGAUGCGAUGCUAACCGAGUUUUUUUUUUUGAUGUGAAUUAUGGGAUUUUAAUUAACUUAUUGAAU